AUGCGCAACCUGGCCAAACUCGACCCCACGGCGAAUCUCUUUGGAAUGAUCAGAAUGCGCGGCGAUCUUCCCGACAGGGACGCCAUCAUUCCUCGCGCCGCUCUGAGGAUCGUACACGUGGCCGAGAAGAGCGUCAUAUGCAUGAGAUGGAACAACCACCGCGAUACCCAGAACAGCAACAAUACUCCCCAAGAGGAUCGCGCUGAAUAUGCGAGUGCUGCAUGGGGAUGGGUUCCCUCACAGCUCACAGUUUGGGUGGAUUUAGGUCGCACUCGCGAUAUGCCUCUCGGCUUAUCUACAUGCUAG
Alternaria arborescens is the source of this 306-nucleotide messenger RNA. RefSeq lists its product as hypothetical. The record is from RefSeq and is a predicted model, not a curated record. Bases 1 to 306 code for a protein of 101 amino acids. The transcript has a single exon. Lineage: Eukaryota; Fungi; Ascomycota; Dothideomycetes; Pleosporales; Pleosporaceae.